GGAUCAUAGGAUCGAAGCUAUCAUAGCAAGAUCGGUCGUCAUCUCGAAUCGCACUCGAAAGUCACAGGAAAAUCGCGCGAAACACCAAACAUAAGAAGAAAAAGCGAUGGACCCCAACGCUCUCAACUUGAACGCGAACUUGAACUUGAAUUUCAUGACUUCCACCCCGAACGAAGUCAUCCCCAUCCUCUGUGGCACUUUCACCUCGGUCUACCUCUACAUCCUCUCUUUCUCCACCCUCACGCGGAAGUUGUCAGUACAUAAGAAGGUAUCGGCGGUCGGGCCGCAUCAGUACCUAGCGUUGAGUCCGGGGAGGGAUACGCUUUAUGCGACGGGGUGGGGGUGGACGCCGGGGUUGUACGCUUUUGGGAUCAAGGACGGCAGUAACGACGAUGAUGGGAAUGGUGGGGAUGGUGGUGAGAAGGAAGGGGAGGUAGGCAGAGCUGGAGAACCGUGGAAGUUGACAUUGGAUUACAAGGGCAAGACCCCGAUCACCGCCAUAUCAUCAUACAUAACGAUCCACGAAAACUACAUCUAUUCCAUCGGAGGGCCUACGGGGGAGGUACAUGCGGCCCCUUCUUCUUCUUCUUCUUCUUCUUCGACUUCUGGAUCAAAAGAUGGGGAGGUGGACAACGAUAACGGCUUUGGGAAGAAAAUACAAGAGAUGGUUUAUGUACCGGAAGAUAAGUUGGGGGGGUGGGAGAAGACGAAUAAAGCUCUGAGGUACGGAGCGCAUGGGAUCGAGUUUGAUAAGCGGGGGAGGGGGUAUGUGCCGGAUCUUGGAGAGAACUGUAUCUGGAUCCACCAAGCUCAACCGGACGGGACCCUUACGCUGGUGGACAAGCACGUCUCUUCCAGGCCGCAUGAUGGGCCUAGGCAUGCUGUGGUCGGGAGAGGAGAGACGAGCAAGGUCUUGUACGCGGUCACCGAGCAUACUCAGUUCGUGGACGUCUAUGAUCUCACCGAGUCCGGGUUGAGCUAUGUUCAUUCGUCGAGCUUGAUCCCCGCCGACGCCAACCCUGACGACUAUCGCGGCGAUACCAUCCGCACGUCCCCCUCGACCCCGUUCGUCUUUGCGACCACCCGUGGCAAGACGAGCUCGACCCGCGGUUACCUCUGCGCCUACGCCCUAGAUCCACACACCGGCCACCUCGUCUCCCCCUCUUCCACGCCCAGCGCGGUUUUUCAGACGCCGACCAGCGGAGGCCGGGCCAACGCCAUCGAGGUCAUUGAGACCAGGGGGAGGGGGCGAGGGGACGAGCUCGAGUGGAUAGUCUUGACGGACGAAGAGGAACGGCUCGUACUCGUCAUCUCUUGGAACGGGGUCGAGUUUGUCGAGGUCAGCCGGGUCCAGCUGGAAGAGGGGGACGGGGCGAGUCAUGCCGUCUGGUUGGAGUGAGGCUAGGGUCUCCCCGUCUGUAAUGGCGAUGAAAGAAGAGUUUCUGCUUGACUUUGGGAUAGAUGUUGUAUUUCGUGGUGCAUACGGUUUCAUGCCUAUUUCGUCUCACAGGAAUAUCGAGCUCGGCAGCGGCGCCUGGAACGACAAGCCCAUUUCAGUAUGGCCUGAAGAUUAAGACGAGGUAACCGCUACUCUGAUACACAUCGGGACAGAAAAUAGAAUCGGAUACCUCAAUCGGUUUGUCAGAAAGGGCGAAGGUAGAUGGAAGAAUGGCGGACUGGCUGGAUACUCGGACGCCAUCCCUAAGAGUUUCAGGAUGUCAGCAAUACCAAAAACAUGUUCAAGCUGCCAUCUACGUUGUGCCGAAUUGCUUUCUCG
Messenger RNA from Filobasidium floriforme, 1777 nucleotides. RefSeq lists its product as uncharacterized. NCBI's taxonomy places the organism in Eukaryota, Fungi, Basidiomycota, Tremellomycetes, Filobasidiales, Filobasidiaceae. Bases 107 to 1399 code for a protein of 430 amino acids. The record is from RefSeq and is a predicted model, not a curated record. The transcript has 6 exons. Gene Ontology annotation, molecular function: 6-phosphogluconolactonase activity; protein binding.